GACCCCGCGCGCCGGGUCUCCGCGGCCCCCUGGACCCGCAGCGGAUCCCGGCCCGGCGCCCGGGAGCGGCGCCGGGAGCGCGGGCGGGCGGGUGGGAGGCGACAUGGGGAAAAUCCAGUCCAAGCACGCCGCUUCAGCCUUCAAGCGAAGAGAGAGCCCGGAAGGGGACAGUAUCGUGGUGUCUGCGUACAUGGGCGGCCGCAGAGGUGCAGAGGAGGCAGAGCGGCGGGGCUGCGCGGAGCACGGCGCCAGGGACAAGCAGGAGCUGCUGGGCGGGGACCCCAGGGAAGGGCCUUUCCGCGACAACCAGUGUCCCCUCGAGGUGGUGCUGCCUCCUGAGAAGGCCGAGGCCCGCGAGGGGCCAGGACAGCUCUUCUGCGUGGACGAUGGAGAGAGAGCGGCGAGCCGCGAGGGCGCCCGCGGGCUGGGCAAGCGGCGCCUGAAUGUGGACGCAGUCCAGUGCGACGUCUCAGUGGAGGAAGACAAUCACCAGGAGUGGACAUUCACGCUCUACGGCUUCGACAACAGCGGCAAGGCCACCAGAGAGGACAUGUCCAGCCUGAUGCACACCAUCUAUGAAGUCGUCGAUGCCUCAGUCCACCACUGCUCGGGCAGCAGCAAGACCCUCCGUGUGAAGCUAACCGUCAGCCCCGAGCCCUCCAGCAAGAGGAAGGACGGGCCCCCUGCCGCCCAGGACCGCGAGUCCAGUCGCUGCAGGGCGGAGGCGGAGCUCAGCGAGGACCCCAGGGUGGCCGACAGGAGGCUGUCUGCACACGUCCGGAGGCCCAACGCCGACCCCCACCCCUGCUCAGAGCGGGGGCCCUACUGCGUGGACGAAAACACGGAGCGGAGGAACCACUACUUGGACCUGGCCGGAAUCGAGAACUAUGCAUCCAAGUUCGGACCAGGGUCCCCCCCGACGCAGGCCCGGCCGGAGCCCCCCGCCAGGGCCUCGCACCCGCAGGGCCGGUCCCGCUCGCAGGAGUCAGACGUGCACGCCGCCCACCAUCGCCGCUGCCCGGGGCUGGCCGAGUUCGCCCUGCCGGCCGCUGAGCCGCUGCCCCGGGCCCUGGACCUGCCGCCCCGGCCGAAGGGCCCCGAGCGGCCGUUCCUGAGAUCCCCCCCGGGCUCGGGCCGGCCGCCUGGCGCACCCAGCGGGCUCAGGCCCGGGCGGUCCUUCAGCUUCCACCCGCCCGCCCCGCUGCCGCAGGCGCCCCUGGAGGCCCAGCCCCUCCCGCAGCCGCCGCCCCCGCCCUACGGCCACCGGCGGUGCCGGCAGAGGGCGCGGGAGGGCCACUCGCCGCUGAAGGCCGCGCCGGGCCCGCCCGCGGCGCUGGAGCACGAGCUGCCGCCCGCGCUGCUGGGCGAGGCCUUCGCAGGGCCGGCCGUCCAGCGGCAUGAACACCACCACCACCACGAACACCACCACCACCACCACCACCACCACCACGCGGCCUAGGCCCCCGGCCCGGCCCCACCCUCCUCGGCCAGCGGCCCGAGGCCCUGGGUGUCCCCCCAACCAAGCUUUAUGUGUCGUCCCUAAACACGCGUUCGCUUUCAGAUGCCUGCGCCUGCUUCUGUCGUGAUUCCGGCGUGAGGCCCAAAGGCAGGAGGGAACUGCCGGCCGCUCCUGGCCUGUUUUUUUUCCCCGGAGAGCAAGCGCUGGGGGGGCUUCGCUUGGGACAGGGGGUGGGCGGGGGUGCCAGCCUUGUGGUCGCCCGGGACUGGGUGGACGGGGCCCUUGCAGCUCCUACAGCUCGUCCAUCGUGAAGCCGGGAGGGCGGUCAGGGAGCCGCCGCUGCCCGAAGCCUGGGGGUGUGCGUGGCCUGCGGACAGGGGAGGCGGCUCCCCUUCAGUCGUCCGGGAGCCCAGAGGAGGCAGGCUGUGGGGGUGCCCCCAGCACCCUGAGAGGACGCAGAGGCCGCGGCAGGGUUGGGAAGGUGUGGGCGCCCCCGAUAAUGCACAUGGACAGCUGGGCGGAGGUGGCCUCCUGUCCUCCGUGGACUCGAACGUACCCCAUGGAGCGCCGCACACAGCUUCAGCUUUGGGAAAGCGCCCUUCCCACUGGGAGGCCGGGCGAGAGCUGCAGGGAGCAGUGCGCCCAGCGUCCUGGAACCUCGGCCUGUGGAUCCCCCUGAGGCCCGAGGCGGCCGCCGCUUAGCCCGAGACAGGCCACUUGUGAAUUUGUGCCGCUGGUUUUGUAUUUCCUCCUUGGCACUGUUUUUACGGAUAAAGCGACUUGGUGGUCAACCCGUGAUUGCGUUUCCCCAGUCAUAAUAAAAUACGUGCAUUGGCAACAUGUCA
This is a messenger RNA of Bubalus bubalis (water buffalo), 2304 nucleotides long. RefSeq names its product NKD inhibitor of WNT signaling pathway 2 (gene NKD2). Gene Ontology annotation, cellular component: cytoplasm. Gene Ontology annotation, biological process: negative regulation of Wnt signaling pathway. NCBI's taxonomy places the organism in Eukaryota, Metazoa, Chordata, Mammalia, Artiodactyla, Bovidae. The record is from RefSeq and is a predicted model, not a curated record. The transcript is spliced from 10 exons. Bases 104 to 1459 code for a protein of 451 amino acids.